CAGACAUCCUCACUGGUACAGGCUGCACCAGAAUGAUCGGUUUGCUUUCUGUUUUGUUUGCCUUCUGUGUUGUUAGCUGUUGGAUUUGACUAACAGAAUGAUAUCGGACGAACAUAACUAAACGCUGAAUUUGUGAAGAUGCCAAAACAUUUGAAUAUAAUGUCUUAGCGUCAAGUAAUAGAUCAGUGCUGGUUUAUAUUUAGCAGAUGAAAGCUGUGAUGCAUGAUCACUAUGUCUCAGCCCCAAGAUAAGGAUGGGAAUGGAAGCCCACACUGCACACAGCUGUACAUGGACAUCCCGUCCUCAUGUCUGCCCAUCGUUUAUUCCUCUCUUUACAACAUCACCUUCAUGGGACUGGAGAAACUACACCCCUUUGAUGCAGGGAAGUGGGGGAAAGUCAUCCGCUUCCUAAAAGAGGACAAGAUUAUAACUGAUGGCAGAAUCGUAGAGGCUCGGGAGGCGACCGAGGACGACCUACUUGUCGUUCACACCAAACGCUACCUCAGCCGUCUGAAGUGGUCCCUGAUUGUGGCAUCCAUCACAGAGAUCCCACCCCUCGUGUUCCUUCCUAACUUCCUGGUUCAGAGGAGAGUUUUGCGACCACUCAGGACCCAGACUGGAGGCACCAUCAUGGCUGGGAAGCUGGCAGUAGACAGAGGCUGGGCCAUCAAUGUAGGCGGGGGGUUUCACCACUGUUCCAGUGAUAGGGGAGGAGGAUUCUGUGCUUAUGCAGAUAUCACCUUAGCGAUCAAGUUCCUGUUUGACAGGGUUGACAGAAUCUCUAGAGCUACCAUCAUAGAUUUGGAUGCACACCAGGGGAAUGGCCACGAACGGGACUUCCUGGAUGACAAGCGUGUUUUCAUCAUGGAUGUCUACAAUCGAUACAUCUACCCUAGAGACGAAUACGCUAAGAGGGCCAUAAAGCGUAAGGUGGAACUGGACUGGGGGACGCAGGAUGAAGAGUAUCUGCAGAAGGUGGAACUGCACUUGGAGGGUGCUCUAAACGAGGUCCGUCCAGACAUCCUAGUUUACAACGCUGGGACUGAUGUCCUGGAUGGGGACCCUCUGGGAGGGCUGGCCAUAUCGCCUCAGGGCAUAAUUAGACGGGAUGAGGUUGUGUUCCGGGCUGCUCAGAGGAGAGGGAUCCCCAUUCUGAUGGUGACGUCGGGAGGCUACCAGAAGAAGACCGCUCGCAUCAUUGCUGACUCCAUCAUCAACCUACGAUGCCAGGGCCUGAUUGGAGGAAAUGAGGAUGGGGAGGGGUCAGAGGGGUGUGUGGGCGGAGUCUCUCUAAUGAUGUGCAGUGCUAGCUCCUCCCCUUCUUCAGUGUUAAAAGAACAUGCCCCCAACACCAUUUGACCGGGAAAGAAUCUGCCCCCAACACUAUUUGACCGGGACAGAACCUGCCCCCAAAACCAUUUGACCGCAACAGAACCUGCCCCCAAAACCAUUUGACCAGGACAGAACAUGCCCGCAACACCAUUUGAGUGGGACAGAAUCUGUCCCCCAACCCCUUUUGAAAGGGAAAGAAUCUUCCCCCAAAAUCAUAUGACUGGGACAGAAUCUACAUAAUAAUAAUAGUGACACUGUUCCCAGCAUAAUGCACUCUAUUCCCAACAUAAUGCACCCUAUUCCCAACAUAUUGCACCCUAUUCCCAACAUAAUGCACCCUAUUCCCAGCAUAAUGCACCCUAUUCCCAACAUAAUGCACCCUAUUCCCAGCAUAAUGCACCCUAUUCCCAGCUUAAUGCACCCUAUUCCCAGCAUAAUGUACCCUAUUUCCAAAAUAAUGUCUCCCUAUUCACAACAUACUACAUGUUUUUCCGAACACAAUUUACCCUAUUCCCAGCAUAAUUUACCCUAUUCCCAGGAUAAUUUACCCUAUUCCCAGCAUUAUUUACCCUAUUCCCAGGAUAAUUUACCCUAUUCCCAGCAUUAUUUACCCUAUUCCCAGGAUAAUUUACCCUAUUCCCAGCAUAAUGCACUACAUUUAGUCCUAAGGACUAUAAGGUUUUAUAUUUGCACUAAACUGGGGGUUUCUUAACAGAUAUAGAAUCAGACCAUUGGAUAUCUGCAAUUCCUGUCAUCACUUGAUAAAGAACAAAAACAUUAUUCUGGUAUUUUUUAUGUUAUACGAUUGUUAGAGGAUUUAAAGGGAACGCUACAAUUCUGAAAAUUUAUUUGUCAAUGUUUCAUUGAAAAGGAGUAUCCUAAAA
Esox lucius (northern pike) is the source of this 2216-nucleotide messenger RNA. RefSeq names its product histone deacetylase 11 (gene hdac11). Gene Ontology annotation, molecular function: histone deacetylase activity. NCBI's taxonomy places the organism in Eukaryota, Metazoa, Chordata, Actinopteri, Esociformes, Esocidae. The coding region runs from base 223 to 1359 and encodes 378 amino acids. The record is from RefSeq and is a predicted model, not a curated record. The transcript has 11 exons.